Messenger RNA from Penicillium angulare, 705 nucleotides. RefSeq lists its product as uncharacterized. Bases 1 to 705 code for a protein of 234 amino acids. The transcript is spliced from 3 exons. The record is from RefSeq and is a predicted model, not a curated record. NCBI's taxonomy places the organism in Eukaryota, Fungi, Ascomycota, Eurotiomycetes, Eurotiales, Aspergillaceae.
AUGGCUACUCUUGACUCAGCUUUGCAUUCAGAUGUUGGAGGCGAGCUUGCCGGGGAUGGAUUCCUAUACAAGGAAGACGCGGAAGCCGGGCACCGCGUUAAAGAAAUGGAAGUAAACUCGAUACCUUUCGCAUCAGAGGCAGGAUUGCAAUUCUACAAAAUCAACGUUCUAGACGAUCCAAGCAAACGCCAGAUACUCGAUUCCUACUUCCAGUGGUUUGGUCUAGGUCUUUAUAGAACCUUCGGUGCUAUGGCUGGGGACUAUGCCUUUCGACAAAGCGACCGAUCUUCGAAAACCGAAUCUCUAUUAAUCCAGUUUUGGAAGAAGGGAUCAAAGGUCACCUUCUGGAAAGGCUCGCAUCUUGCACAAGUGGCUACCAUGAAGGGGGAAAACAACUUGUGGAGAGCUCCUCGCGUAGCCCUCACAAGGCUUGGUCUUGAGCCUGUUGAGGUAGAUUUUGAAAAUGGAGGAUUUUCUAUCCGCGACACCCGCCUCUUCGUUGAAGUGUCGGCAGGCAGUGCUAUCACAUUUGGCGUUGCAGCAGAAGACGUGCUGAAAAAAUGGUGGUCCCCAAUGAAACUUCCGAGAUCACUCCAACGAGUAGUCAGCGACAUGGAUGGACCUAACUUUGGCAUGAAUGUCACGUAUUUCGAUGACAGCCAUCAUCACGUUCGACCAGUCGUUGCCAGUCCGCCACCCGAUUAG